Aaosphaeria arxii CBS 175.79 is the source of this 795-nucleotide messenger RNA. RefSeq names its product putative versicolorin reductase. Gene Ontology annotation, molecular function: oxidoreductase activity. The record is from RefSeq and is a predicted model, not a curated record. NCBI's taxonomy places the organism in Eukaryota, Fungi, Ascomycota, Dothideomycetes, Pleosporales. The transcript is spliced from 3 exons. Bases 1 to 795 code for a protein of 264 amino acids.
AUGUCUGCCCCUUACAUCCCCUUCCGCCUUGAUGGCAAGGUCGCUCUCGUCACUGGCUCUGGACGAGGCAUUGGAGCUGCCAUGGCCACCGAGCUCGGCCGCUGCGGUGCCAAAGUUGUCGUCAACUACGCCAACUCUAAGGAGUCUGCUGAGAAGGUCGUUGAGACCAUCAAGAGCUUCGGCACUGAGGCCAUUGCCCUCAAGGCCAACAUCCAGAACGUUUCCGAGACUGCCAAAUUGAUGGACGAGGCUAUCGCUCACUUCGGCGGACUCGACAUUGUCUGCAGCAACGCCGGUGUCGUCAGCUUUGGACAUCUUGGUGAGGUUACUGAGGAGGAGUUCGACCGUGUCUUCAACAUCAACACCCGUGGCCAGUUCUUCGUUGCUCGUGAAGCUUACCGUCACCUCAACAAGGGUGGCCGUAUCGUCCUCAUGUCGUCCAACACUGCCAAGGACUUCACCGUCCCCAGGCACUCCGUCUAUGCUGGCUCCAAGGGCGCCAUUGACUCCUUCGUCAAGGUCUUCUCCAAGGACGCCGGUGACAAGCAGAUCACCGUCAACGCUGUCGCACCCGGAGGUACCGUCACCGACAUGUUCCACGAUGUCGCCCAGCACUACAUCCCAGGUGGCGAGAACUACAACGCCGAGCAGCUCCAGGAGAUGGCCGCUCACGCCUCCCCUCUUCACCGAAACGGAUACCCUCUCGACAUUGCCCGCGUCGUCUGCUUCUUGGCCUCCAAGGAGGGCGAGUGGGUCAAUGGCAAGACCAUCACCAUCGACGGUGGUGCUGCAUAA